Nerophis lumbriciformis (worm pipefish) is the source of this 4486-nucleotide messenger RNA. RefSeq names its product ubiquitin protein ligase E3B (gene ube3b). Gene Ontology annotation, biological process: ubiquitin-dependent protein catabolic process; protein polyubiquitination. Gene Ontology annotation, molecular function: protein binding; ubiquitin protein ligase activity. The record is from RefSeq and is a predicted model, not a curated record. Lineage: Eukaryota; Metazoa; Chordata; Actinopteri; Syngnathiformes; Syngnathidae.
AUGCGACACCGUGGAUUAAUGUCUGCUGCUUGUGUUCGGCUCUCCUCUCAUUGUUUACAUUUCUAAAUGAUAUAUUCCUCCUAUUUCUGACACUGUCAUCGGCACAGUGUCAACUCUAAGCUUGAAAUUAUGAGAAAUAUCAACAAAGCGAUGUGAGAAGCUAAACUGCGAGACAACAUUUCAUACUGCUUUGCCUCGAACUAGCACUGGAUGCUAACUGUUUCAGCUCCGCAUCUUCAUGUGUCGCUCCUUUAUCCAAAGAUGACCAAUUAGUGAUGACCAAGUGUGCCUGCUACUUGGACCAUAAAUUCAACAACAACAUGGCUGUGGAGUUAUAACACCAGGCGAGCCCUGACAACAUCUUAUACGAUAACUUUUGAAGGUUGCACAAUGUUUGGUGCGCCUCAAAGCUCCAAGACUGAAUUCCUGGAUAAAGCCAGGCAGGCAAGAGAGGAGAGAAAAGGUCACAAGGAUAAGGAAAAUGCAGCCAUCCACAUCCAAUCCCUGGUCAGAAGAUUUCUGUGUCGCUGCAGACUACAGAAAGAACUAAGGAAAGAAGUAGAUGACUAUUUUCAAGCUUCUCCCGCAACGUCAAAAAGAAAUGCACUCUCACUUUUUAAAAUCGCUCGUAAAUUACUUUUUGUUUUUCACCAAGAGGAUAAGGCGAGGUUUGAGAAGCUGUGCAGGGCUAUUCUUACCAGCAUGGAGGUUGAAAAUGAGCCUAAAGUCUGGUAUGUGUCGUUGGCUCUCUCCAAAGACCUCACAAUCCCUUGGUUGAAACAGAUUAAAGAUGUGCUGUGGACCUGUUGCCAACUACUGAAAAGCUUAAAACCUGACAUACUACAAGACAACAAACUGGUAACGCUGUACCUCACCAUGCUGGUUACCUUUACAGACACGUCAACAUGGCGAAUCGUCAGAGGGAAAGGAGAAGCUCUUCGACCUGCAUUGAUGAGGAUUUGUGAGAAUAUCAUGGGUUAUCUCAAUCAAAAGGGAUUCUAUUCAACACUGCAGAUCUUGUUGACCAACGGCUUGGCUCGCUCUAAACCAUCUCUGUCCAAAGGCACUUUAACGGCUAUCUUUACUCUGUCACUAAGGCCGGUCAUCGCCGCUCACUUCUCAGACAACCUGCUCAGAUCAUUCCUCCUUCACAUCAUGUCAGUUCCAGCUGUGGUUACACACCUCUGUGUGCUCACUCCAGAGUGUAUAGCAUCAAUCCAGACUCACAACCUUUUAAGGAAGUUCAUCCUGUUUCUCAGCCGUGAGGAGCAGUGUUCUGAUAUUUGUGUGUGUUUAGAGGGAAGCCACACACUCUGCUUACUUGGUAACUUGAUUCACUUGGGCUUUCUUAAUGAGCGAGUCAUAGAGGAGGAGGCAAAUCACUUUGUGAAGGACCUAACUGACAUGCUGUCCUACUGCCAGAGAUAUGUGUCCCAAAAGAAGUCCAACCUCACCCACUGGCACCCAGUCCUGGGCUGGUUCUCCCAAACCGUAGACUAUGGUCUGAACGAAUCAAUGCCACUGGUCACCAAGCAGCUGCAGUAUCUCUGGGGCGUUCCUGUCAUUCGGACUCUUUUCAGCGACGUUCUCUCUAAGAAGUUGGAGAGUCAGGAGACCACUCCUUCGCCUCCGCAACCAAGCACUUCGCAAAACAACCUGCCAGUUAAAAGCCUCUUCAAGCGAGCGUUUCAGAAGUCCGCUUCUGUACGAAACAUCUUGAAGCCAGUAGGUGGAAAGCGAGUAGAUUCUGCUGAAGUACAGAAAGUGUGCAGCAUCUGUGUGCUCUACCAGACUGCUCUGUCCACUUUGACACAAAUACGCCUGCAGAUACUCACCGGUCUGACGCACCUUGAUGAUCUACUGCCCAAGUUGUGGGCUUUUAUCUGCGAGCUUGGUCCUCAGGGAGGCCUCAAACUCUUCAUGGAAUGUCUUAACAACGACACUGAAGAGUCCAAGCAACUCCUGGCUAUGCUCAUGCUGUUCUGCGACUGUUCACGGCACCUCAUCACAAUCCUGGAUGACAUUGAAGUUUAUGAAGAACAGACCUCCUUCAAGAUAGAGGAGCUCCUCACUAUCUCCUCUUUUCUGAACACAUUUGUGUACAAAAUGAUUUGGGAUGGUAUCUUAGAGAACGCAAAGGGGGAGAAACUGGAACUAUUCCACAGUGUUCACGGUUGGUUGAUGGUGCUUUAUGAACGUGACUGCAGGCGAAAAUUUACCCCAGAUGACCACUGGUUACGCAAGGACUUAAAACCCAGCUUGUUGUUUCAAGAGCUUGAGAAAGGCAAGAAGAGAGCCCAGCUGCUACUGCAAUACAUUCCGCACGUUAUUCCUCAUAAAAAUAGGGUGCUGCUGUUUAGGAACAUUGUCACGAAAGAGAAAGAGAGCCUUGGGUUGGUCGAAACGAGCUCCGCUUCGCCGCAUGUCACUCAUAUUACCAUUCGUCGCUCACGCAUGUUAGAGGAUGGAUACGAUCAGCUCCGCCGCUUACCUGUGAAUUCAAUGAAAGGCGUCAUUCGAGUGAAGUUUGUGAACGACCUGGGAGUGGACGAAGCUGGUAUCGACCAGGACGGUGUCUUUAAAGAGUUUCUAGAAGAGAUCAUUAAGAAAGUUUUUAACCCUGCUCUUAACCUCUUCAAGACCACAAGUGGAAAUGAAAGGCUGUACCCUUCGCCUACUUCCUACAUCCAUGAGAAUCAUCUGCAGCUCUUUGAAUUUGUUGGGAAGAUGUUGGGGAAAGCCAUAUAUGAGGGUAUUGUGGUGGACGUCCCUUUUGCCUCCUUCUUCCUCAGUCAAGUAUUGGGUCACCACCACAGCACUUUUUAUAGCUCCAUUGAUGAGCUGCCCUCGCUGGACUCUGAGUUUUACAAGAAUCUCACCUCCAUUAAGCGCUAUGAUGGAGACGUAGGGGAUCUGGGACUCACUUUAUCUUAUGAUGAAGAUGUUAUGGGUCAGCUAGUUUGUCAUGAGCUGAUACCCGGAGGAAAGACCAUGCAAGUCACCAAUGAAAACAAGAUCAGCUACAUCCACCUCAUGGCUCACUUCCGGAUGCACACACAGAUUAAGGAGCAAACUGCGGCUUUCAUCAGGGGCUUUCGUAGUAUCAUUAACCCAGAAUGGCUGCACAUGUUUUCUACACCCGAGGUCCAGCGUCUUGUCUCAGGAGACAAUGCUGAGAUUGACUUGGACGACCUUAAGAAGCACACAGUCUAUUAUGGAGGUUUUCACAGCAGCCAUCGUGUCAUCAUCUGGCUGUGGGACAUUCUGUCCAGUGACUUUACUGCUGAGGAGAGGGCAAUGUUCCUUAAAUUUGUCACCAGCUGCUCAAGACCUCCUCUCCUAGGGUUUGCCUACCUCAAGCCACCUUUUUCAAUACGUUGUGUGGAAGUGUCAGACGAUCAGGACACGGGGGAUACCCUGGGUAGCGUCCUCAGAGGCUUCUUCACAAUCCGCAAGAAGGAGCCUGGCGGCCGACUGCCCACUUCCUCUACGUGCUUCAACCUGCUCAAGCUGCCUAACUACAGCAAGAAGAGCAUCUUGCGAGACAAGCUGCGCUACGCCAUCAGUAUGAACACCGGCUUUGAGCUCUCGUAAGGCUCGUCGGGGAAAAAGGACCCUGGGCACAGGAUGGAUAUGCGGAGCGGCUCGACCCAGGUGAAAAGUUCUGCUCGCCGAGAACAUCGACAAAGUAAAGGAGGAGUCAUGAAGAACUACUCCUUUUUUUGUCUUAUUUUAACACCUGCAGGAUCUCCCUUAAAGUGAGAGGGAUGCUGAUUUUGCAGCACAAUCACAUUUUUGUCAUCUCCAUGUACUCCAAGGUAAUAUAUGCGUAGUAUUUAACUCCAUAAAAUCCAUAUUUAUAGCGUCUCAGUUUCUCAGGCUUAACAGAAUCUUUUCUUUUUUUUUUGUUCGAUCUAACACUCCCACUUGAAGUGAACUGGAAAGCAAUACAGAAACAAUGCAAGAAGCCAUUAGACACAAAGCGAUGCAUCGGUAAAUACAAUUUUUAGACUUUGGUAUCCGUGCAUCCUUGAGAGAAUAUCGAACAAGUCCUGAAGUGUUUUCCGCGGGGUAAAUGUGAUUUGUCCAAGUUGAAGACCCAUCACCCGUCCUGUGUUGCUUACACUACGUCCCAUUUCUAGGGAAAAUGCUGUUGAUCUUAUUCAAUUUCAAGACAUUGAUUUUAAUAUUUUACAAACAUGCUUUGUACUUAAACAUAUGCUUUAUUUGUGGUCAAGCACCAAACUCUCUGCACAUAAUUUUAUUUUCUAAAUGCAGUGCAAGCGCUUCACUUUUUUUUACACAUUUUGUUAUGUUACAGGCUUAUUCCAAAAUAGAAUAAAUUCACUUUUGUCCUCAAAUUUCUACACACAAUACCAAAUAAUAACAAUGUAUUUUUUUUUAUUUUUUAAAUGUAUUAAAACAAAACAAAAAUCACAUGUAUAUAAGUAUUCACAGCCUUUGCUCAAUAAUUUCUUGAUGCACC